CUCCAUACAGGAUCAGUUAAAAGCAGCUCCUGCAGGUUGCAGUCAGCAUCACUGGUUUCAGAGCUGUCUCUUGUGUAUAAUCCAGCAGCAUUCACAUCAUGAUGAGGCUCUUGUUACUUUCAUGUUUCCUCCUUGGACGUAUCACCUGCUAUCCUCAACAAGGUAGUGGUGGUCAUUUUCUCCCAUACCAAGGUCAGGCUCCAUCCUAUGAAAAACCAUUGAUGCAGUCUGGCUACAGUGGCUUUCCUGGUGUAUACAGCAGCAGCAUGAACACAGCUGGAGGCAGUGGAAGUCCUCCCAUGUGGUACUCUGCUUCCUAUCCUGAACAAGAGCCAGCCAAGCCAACUUAUCAGAGACCAGCACAGUCCAGUGGUUAUGGCAGCUACUCUCAACAGUCUGGUUCCCAGGGUGCUCAGUCUGGAGCUCCAGGCAGCCAGCACCAGGUUGAACAGGAGAGCUGGAGCUCCUCAUCUGACGACGAGGAGGAGCCAGAGUUCACUCCAGUGAGCGAGGAGGAUCAAGUGUACGCUUCCAAGACUCGCUCUCGCUACAACCAGAAACGGCUGCUGUUCAGUCAGUUCCGCUACACCCCAACAGAACCCCGUGUUCCUCAAGAACCAGUGUUCCCGUACCCCAGCAAGUCUCAUCAGGGCAAAGGUUCAGCCAAAGGAAGCCGCUAAGAUUUGUGAGGGCCACUGAAGAUCACCUGAUUUGACUUUUGUAAUCUACAGACUCCGCUAAUAAAUGAAUUAAAAUUCC
Oryzias latipes (Japanese medaka) is the source of this 759-nucleotide messenger RNA. Lineage: Eukaryota; Metazoa; Chordata; Actinopteri; Beloniformes; Adrianichthyidae. The record is from RefSeq and is a predicted model, not a curated record.